UUUACCAUAUUCAAAAAAUAUUAAUCAUUUUAACAAUUAAUUUUAACUCUAAUAAAAUAAUGAUUUUAAAAAGUAUAGCGAAAUGUUCCCGAAGAAGGCUGUGGGGAAACAGCAGUAAAAAAAUCUAGAACAGGGUUUUUCCUCCGGAAUUUGUACUAGUUUGUUUAGAUUACGUGGUUUAGAAUACCUUGCUCAACGUGGUAUACCGGAGUAGUAAUAGGUGACGUGUUACAAGAGUUGGAAGUUGAAUAAGUUCUUUGAUAGAGGAAGAAUACUGUUCGAUAAGUUCAAAAUGAAAAAGUUGUUAGUAAUUUUGGUUGCACUCUGCCUGUUUGAGGUCACAUUUGCUGCUCCUCGUCCAGUAGAUAAAAAGAAAGGAACUGAAGAGGAGGCAGAAGAAGAACUGGAUGAUUUUGGUCUUGAAUAUGGAAGAUAUCUGCAGCAGAUUGUUCAAGCUUUGGAAGAGGAUAAGGACUUUGCCAGAAAGUUAGAAAAUGUUUCUGCUGAUCAAAUAAAGACAGGUGAAAUAGCCAGGGAGCUGGAGUUUGUCAAGCACAGUGUACGAAGCAAACUUGACGAGUUAAAGCGAAUGGAAGUGGAACGACUCAGAAGAUUGACCAGGGAGGAAAUAGAACGCACUGAACUAGGUCUGUACAGAGAUGAAGAUGGUCACUUACUUCCGGCUCCUCCAGAAGGCCGAGAGUGGCGUACAAUACCUCGUCCUCGUGGGGGAAAAGGGUUCAAUAGAAAAAAUAUAAAGGUUCCUGUUCAUCUUGAUCCUGCAAACCCUCAUACAUUUGAAGUGGAAGAUUUGAAAAAACUGAUUAAAACAGCUACGAAAGACUUAGAGGAGUUGGAUCGUAGGAGACGAGAAGAAUUUAAACAGUAUGAAAUGGAAAAGGAACAUCAGUACAGAGAGUCUUUACAUAAUUUAACACAAGAAGAAAGAAAUGAAAUUAUAAAGAAACAUGAAGAAAUGGAAAAAAAGCAUAAAGAUCACCCACGCAUCCAUCAUCCUGGUAGUAAACCUCAGCUAGAACAAGUUUGGGAAGAGAGAGAUCAUAUGCCUAGAGAAGAAUUUGAUCCAAGAGUGUUUUUUUUCAAUGCAGAUAUCAAUGGAGAUGGAUAUUUAGAUGAAGAUGAAGUGGAAGCAAUCUUAAGUUUAGAAGUGAGAAAGAUGUAUGAUCCUAAUAAUCCAGAAGAUGAUCCUGUUGAAAUGAUGGAGGAAUACAACAGAAUGAGAGAACAUAUUUACAAUGAGGCUGAUAAGGACAAGGACAAACGUAUAAGCCGAAAAGAGUUUUUGGAUUUAACACAACAAGAUGAUUUUGAAAAAGAUGAAGGCUGGAAGGGUAUAGAUGAGCAGCUUCUAUUCACAGAAGAGGAAAUGAAGGAAUAUGAAAAACAAAGAGCUGCACAGUUGCAGAAACAUUUUGAGGCUCAGAGACAAGCAGCUAAUAUCCAAGGAGUACCACCACAGUAUGUUUACUACCCUCCCCCACAACAAUAUGGUGUACCACCCCAAUAUGCAGGCCACCAAGGUAUUCCACCAGCACUUCAUGACCCACCAUCACAGCAUUUAGAUUCUCCACAACAACCUGGCCACCAAAAUAUCCCACAACAACAAAAGGGCAUGCCACAUCAGGUUAAUGUUGAGAAAAAUAAUCAACACCAUCAGGGUGUACCUCCACAAAACCAGUUCCAGCAACAGCAGUUCCAAGGAGUUCCACAGCAACAGCAGUUCCAAGGAGUUCCACAGCAACAGCAGUUCCAAGGAGUUCCACAGCAACAGCAGUUCCAAGGAGUUCCACAGCAACAGCAGUUCCAAGGAGUUCCACAACACCAGCAGUUCCAAGGAGUUCCACAACACCAGCAGUUCCAAGGAGUUCCACAACACCAGCAGUUCCAAGGAGUUCCACAACACCAGCAGUUCCAAGGAGUUCCACAACACCAGCAGUUCCAAGGAGGACCUCAACACCAACAGUUCCAAGGAGGGCCUCAACACCAACAGCAGCAAGGAGUGCCACAACACCAACAGCAACAAGGAGUGCCACAACAGCAACAAGGAGGAUCUCAACACCAACAGCAACAAGGAGUGCCACAACACCAACAGCAACAAGGAGUGCCACAACACCAACAGCAACAAGGCGUGCCACAACACCAACAGGGAAUACCACAACAACACUAUCAAGUUCAAAAACAGCAAGUAUUACAACAAGCUGCAUCCCAAGAGCCAUCUGAAGUAGUGCACCAGAAACAGAAUAUACAGCCUGAAGCAUCAUUGAAGGAAGGAUCUCCAGUUUCCCAGCAAGAUACCAAACAAAAAUCUUAAUAUAAAAUACUAUAGGCAAAGCAGGAGUUGAAAGAAAUGUGGGAAGUUUAUUUUUAAUAAAAAAAAGGACGUAUUUUGUUUCUAUGUAACUUGUGCUUCCAUUCUUAUGUUUUCGUUUAUUUUCAUAAAACAUUUUUUUUACUUUAACAAAAGACCACUGAAUGUAUAUUUUUCAAUAAUCUCAUUUUCUUUAAAAUAGAACCUUAAGUACAUUUGGUCUGGGAAGAACUGAAUCCCCUGAUAAGAUAGAUGCUAGCUUAGAGGAUUCAGUGCUUCCAAAGGUUGGUAUCCAUAACUAACCUUUUCUUAACAUGAAAAUACACCCUAAACUAUUUCCAAGACCGCACUUAACCUUUAUACAAUGAAAUUUAGUACUUUAAAGUUUGUUGUGAUUAUUAGGAGUAUCUUUAUAUUUUUUUGUUAUUUCAAAAGUGUUUAUAAGUUUACUUAAAUAUUUAAAUAAAAAAAGUAAUGUAGCACUAGACAGAUUAGCAAAGUUACUCAUUUUGGUUAAAGUAAAUCAUGCAUUUUAUUUUUAUGUAAAAUUAAUUAUUUUACUUAAACAUUCAGUAGUCAAAGAUCAAAGAGAAAACUUAACUAAAGAUGUUACUUAGAACCAUAAGCUACUAUACAGUUCUGUUACUUUGAAGUAUUACUUCUAAAAAACAUUUAUUUUAUGUGUAUUCAUUUCACUUGAACUAUUAUGUGAGACAAAUAACAAAUAUAUAUAUAUAUAUAAUGUGUACCAACUUAUCUUGCCUACAGAUAAAUAUUUCAAGUUUAUUCAUUUAGAAAAAAUACUUGUUUGUUGUAUGUGUGUAAUGAGACUUAAAACUGUUGUUAUUACUGUUGAAUAAUGAAUGGUGUUUGUAGACAAGUAAAGUUUUUAAGCUUAAGUUAUUCCAUUUAGAUAUUUGGCAAUUCAUAUCAAUAACUUUCAAGGCUGAUUUCAAUUUAUGGAGAAAAUAAUAUAUUAGAACCAUGUUUGUGCAUAAAAGAUGACAUUUUUCUGAAAGGUAAAUACUAUGAUAGGAUUUGAAAUAAGAUUUCAGUCUGAAAGGAACAGUAGGCAAUGAAUCUACAAGAUAUCGAUAAAACCCUGGUUCAGUCCUGCCAAAUAAACUAGGAGCUAAGUAAUACUUAAUUUUUUUUAUAGCACAUACAUAUGUAUGUUUGAAUCAUAAAGAUGAGAUGUGAAAGACUAGAGUUGUAAAAAAUGGUUUUAAAAAAGUUUUAAAUUUCUAGUUCAACCUCCACAAAAGUAUUUGUGAAUAGAAACUUUUUUCUUCUUUUCCAAAAGAUGAAAGAUCUAACUUAUUGUCCACAUAUCAACAUGUGAAAACUACAGUAUAUUACUGCUUUUUUUUCAUUAAAUACAAAUUUAAACAUAGAGACAUCUUGUCCAAAUAUUGAUUAACUGUUUGAUGUGUUUUCAUAAUUCUAACAGUUUUUAUUGAUGAAUGUAUAUUUUGAAAAAAUGUGUAUAUAAUGUCAGAAUUGUUUAUUUCUUCAGGAAAUAUAAAUGUUUCAUGUAUUACAAGUGGUGGUGUUAAGAGAUCAUAAUGAAAUGUGGUCUUCUCAUUUUAAGAAAAGAAAUAUUCCUUACUAAAAUAAAUUUUGUUGUUAUUGUUGCCUGUAUGUUAUAUGGAUGCUGUUUAGUACCCAGCACGUUUUAUUAGACUAGUUAAUUACCUGUAGGAUGGUAGUACUCCCUACUUAAUUGUAAGUAAAGGGAAAAAAAUUCAGCUACAGUGACUAUUAUUGCACUAAAUGUACCUUUAGAACUGAGUGUUCUCUUCCAAAACAUGUAUAAUUCUGUUAUUUUUCUCUUACAAGUCACAUCUCUGUUAAGUGUUCAUUCAAGAUAGUAUUUUCUCGAAGUUAUCCUACUUAUGCUUCUGUUAUCAAGUCAUGUUUAAAGAUUGCUUUUUUCCAUAGAUAUCUCAUUAUGAAGUUAGGCUUCAAAUGUUUUUUCCUACAACAAACUCUAAUGAGAUCAAUGAUUUGGAUAGGAAGGCGAGCUACAAUGUAUCUUGGAAACAAUAAACAGAAAUAACUGUUCAUGAAUAACAAAUAAGCUUUUAACUACAACCUGAAAAAUAUGAAACUCAAUAUUAACAAAAGAAUUUUUCUGACAGUGAGGCUAUUUGAAAGGAUUGGGCUUUUUUUAUUUUAACUUAAUUUUGUUUUUUGAUAACUGUUUUCCACUUAAAUAGCAUACUAUAAAAAUUACAAAAUCUUGGGACAUUUACAAUACAAUCUUCCUCACAAUUUGACAUAUUUUACUUGUAGAAAGGUCCAGCUAUGAAAAUAAAGUACAAAUGGCUUGUAAAUAUCUUAAAA
This is a messenger RNA of Limulus polyphemus (Atlantic horseshoe crab), 4675 nucleotides long. RefSeq names its product nucleobindin-2-like. Bases 293 to 2332 code for a protein of 679 amino acids. Gene Ontology annotation, cellular component: endoplasmic reticulum-Golgi intermediate compartment; extracellular exosome. Lineage: Eukaryota; Metazoa; Arthropoda; Merostomata; Xiphosura; Limulidae. Gene Ontology annotation, molecular function: calcium ion binding. The record is from RefSeq and is a predicted model, not a curated record. The transcript has 14 exons.